UUAGAAAAAAAUGAAGGAGAUUCUCAAUUUGUUUAUUUCAUACUAUGAAUUCAUUUUACCAAACUCGAAAAUAUAUUAAUAUAAAAUAACAAUUAAUAAUAAAGUAAAAUGUAUAAAACAAAUCAUUAUACAUUAAUAAUAUCGAAUAAGAAACAUAACCAAUAACAUUAUAGAUUUACAUAAUAUAACACUAAAAUGUAAAUUAUAUCUUUGAAAGUUUUACGAUGGUGUAUGUUAUAUAUUUAUAAAAUGAAAAUCUACCCGCACGGAUGUGUGGGUGAAAAAUCUAGUUAAGUAGUAAGGGCAUUUCCAACUUCAUUUUAUAUUUCACUGUAAAAUACAAUUUAGAUUAAAAUUGAUUUAACAUACUCUAUUUUUAACUCUAUAAUAGAGUAAAAAAUAAGUUUACUCUAUAUAUAGAGUAAUUUAUUUAUUUUUGUUUAUCACUCUAUUUUUUAUUCUAUUUAGAGAAAAAAUAAAGUAAACCAUUAGACUUGGGCUAAUAAGCUUUUAUGGUAUUUUGUAUUUCUUUAUUGAUAAAAACAAGUAUGAAAAUCAAACAUUUAAAAAUUCACGAUUUAAGAAAUUUGACGUAGAUUUGAUAUGCUAUGUGUAGUCCGUAUAUUAACAAACUAGAUAGUGACUAGUCGCGCCAUGCGCAUAAUGAAAUAGAUGAUUACAUUAUUUAUUUUAUGUUGUACUAAAAGAUUUUCCAUAUAGCUUUUCGAGGGAUAGGCAUUCUGAUAUCCGUUCGGAUUGAGUUGAUUUAUUCGUAUUUUAGAUUUUUAGAGUUAGAAAUGUAAAUCCAAUUCGAAUAUUUACAAAUUUUGGUUUGGAUUUCGCUGGAAUCAUUGUGGGUUCUGUUCGGAUUUGAGUUUGAGUAUCCAUUUUAUUAUGUAAUUUUAUUUAAAAAAUCUAAAUAUAAUUAAAUCCUCAAAAUCUUAAAAUAAAAAUAAUAUAAAUAUAAAAAUCUGAAUAAUGUAAGACUAAAUACUUAAAUUUACAUAAAAAUUAGUUCUAUUUAAAUAUUUGGAUGGAGAACAAAUAGAUAUUUUCAGUAUUUUGAAUAUCUUUUUGUUACUUGUGAUUACUUUGAUAAUUUUUAGAUAUUUUCAUAUUUUUGAAUAUCUAAUAGAUAUAAAAUUAAAAAUAAUUAAUAUACUUAAGUAUAUAAUUAUGAUAUAGAUAUUUUCGGUAUCCACAAUAUUUCAGUUUGGAUCGGGUUUGGGUCUGGUUAUCCAGAUAUUAAAAUUUAAGAUCCAUCUGAGUACUUAAUCAGUUUUACUUUUAGUAUGUGUUUAGUAUUAUUUUCAAAACAAGUUUAAUUCGAUUUUUCGGAUCCAGAUAUUUUUACCCUUACUUAUUUUCUUUUACUAAUAUAAAAUAAAAUUAAAUAAAUGUAAAAUAAAUAUUUUAAGCUUAUUUUGCAUACAUAAUUAUUGAAACAUACUUUAAUAAUACUAAUAAAAAUGGUUGGAUUUCGUAUCAAUAUUGUUAGACAUGGAUCGUCGUCGUCUUCGACAUCGUACACUCAGGCUUCGAUCUGGUUACUAACAGCACUAGCACUGGGGUUGAACUCUGAAGAUGAGGUUUAUGUUUACUUAAUCUCCAAGAAAUUUCUGGGAGAGACACGUGUUCUGCUUGUCUGAAACAGCAACAGAGGUUUGACCAACAUUUUUUGUACACUUUCGGUGAGGCAUUUCGUCGAACAUUUAGACGACGACGACGACGACGACGUUGACUUUUAUAAACCUCUUUCGUAUUUUGUCUGGAGGAUCUUCCGUGAAAUGGAUAAGCUUCUUGAGAAUCAUGAGUUUGCUACGCAUGCCGUCGCGGCAUCAGCCUCUGUCUCGCUGGGAACUGGUCUCGCUUACCCUCUAGACACCAUCAAAACCAUCAUUCAGGUUGGUUGUAAGAAGCUAACCCCUUGUCAAGUUGUGAACAGAGUUUUCCGCGUCUCUGGCUAUUCAGGUCUGUACAGUGGUCUUGGAUGGCUAACUCUGGGAAGAAUCUCAGGUGUUGGUGCUAUUGGAGUCUAUGAGAUUCUUACUGCUUUCUACAAAGAUGGUCGACAUGGUAACUAUGUGCAAGUCAGCGAAGCAGUUCUGGCGGGGAUGGUGGGAGGUGCGGCAGAAACAUUGAUGACUUCUCCGUUCGAGCUGAUCAAAGUUCGACAACAAGUGACUGCUGCAUCACGGGCAAGGGUUUCACCCAUGAUCACAAAACUGCUUAGACGAUACAACAAUCUCGAUAUGAAGUCGUUGACACAAACCGUCAGUAUGUUAUCCGUGUUGAACCAUAAACACCGCAGCCGCAUUGCAAGAGUACCAUGGAUGAUGACUGGAACAGGAAACCCACCAGCAGCCAUGGAUUUUAAGAGACCGCUAGAUGUUGCAUCACUUGAAGGAGUGAGAGCGUUAUGGAGAAAUCUUCGUUCAGGUCUUAUAAGAGAUUAUCUUUACGGAGGAGUGUUCUUCGGAACAUGGCAGUUUCUUCACGAGGCAAUGAUCGGUUGAAAAGCAGUCGGAAUGAAUCCUCUCCCCAGUUCUGAAGAAGAAGUCGGACCUUUAUCUCCAGUAGCUAUUAGCAUUGCCGCUGGGUUUUCUGGUGCCAUUGCAGCUGCAGCAUCUCAUAGCUUUGACACAGCAAGAACACGUGCUCAGUGUGUAAUAUUGCCAAAGUAUAUAGCAAAAGAGAGGAAGUUUCUGAAAUGGAAUAAACCAGGAAAGAGAUUAGAGAGAUGGACAGGUAUCCUUCCUACAGACAGAACUCUCUUGUUCAGAGGGAUUGGGACAAGGAUGGCUCGAAGCUCUGUUGCAUCCACUGUUAUCGUUGGGAUGUAUUACUUAGCUGUCGAUUUAUUGGUUCCAAGUGAAAAACAACAGACAUCAUACAAUGUUUGCAAAUCUGUCUUGAAUUGAAUCAAACAUUUCAACUUUGCUACUUUGUAGUAUAGCCAUCAAUUUGUUUUACAACAUUCCUGAACAAUUAAAUAACUACAGAAUAAUUGGUUGUACUUUUUUUUUUUGCAAAAUCAGUACUCUCUUCAGCCCUAACAGAAAAAAGACUUUUCUAACCAAAAUUUUGAUCAAUCUCUAGUUGUAAUUGAUCUUUAGAAACAAAAUGAUCAUUUUCUAUCGAGAUUAUGAACAAGGUAGAUCUACUAAAGAUAUAAAACAUAAGCAGAUCAUUCAAAGGAAACGAGGAGGUAAAUCAAACUGCAUUAGAUAAUCAUAACAUAGAAUCGAAAUUCCAACAAAAAGUCUUUCGCAAGAUAAAAGAGGAUCCACGUCGUCCAACAAAUGAACCCUAGAAACUAAAAUAGUAAAGCUGUAAAACUCCAUACGAAAUGUCCUCA
Brassica rapa (field mustard) is the source of this 3358-nucleotide messenger RNA. Its product is annotated as solute carrier family 25 member 47-like. The record is from RefSeq and is a predicted model, not a curated record. NCBI's taxonomy places the organism in Eukaryota, Viridiplantae, Streptophyta, Magnoliopsida, Brassicales, Brassicaceae.